AUGCGCCUCAUGGGUUUGGUGCACAACCACAAGGGAUUCCUCACCGUGGUCAGCCUCGUGGAGGGUUUCGCGGAGGAAAGGGCUAUCAUGACCGCAGAAAUCAUGGUCCAGAAGAUCGGCCGAAAUCAAAGCAUGCGAUACAGGGAUGUGCGCCAAAGUAACGAGAGCUUCUGGAAGUUUCCGGAAGAGGUGUUGAAAGGUGUAGUGGAAUACGAUCGCUUGGAAAGAGAAGGGAAAAAAAGAAAGGAGCGUGGUGAGAAUGUCGAAGUUCGUACGAAGUCAACACCAGAUCAGGCCACUGGUUCUGACGAUCAACAUGAAUAUGCGCUGAAAGAAGUUCCCACCGCUGGAGGUGCAGAGGAAGACAGCAACGAAUAUGAAGAGGUAGAAGUCACAGAUAGCGAGGAAGAUGGUCAACCUAAUAAACGACCGAAAACGGAUGAAGACUUUGCUCACCUACAGCCAAUGGAGUUCACGGAAGAGGAUUUCGAAUAUCAAUUGGCUGCCAUGGGAGACGACUAUGGGCUCGACCCCGGUGAAUACGGUGAGCCUGGAGAGGACUGGGAAGAGGGUGCUGAAGGACUACCGCUUACAGACGAGGACGCCACGGCUCUUUUCCGGGAUCUUCUUGACGACUAUCAUAUAAACCCAUUCUCCACGUGGGAGAGCGUCAUCGAACAGGGCCACAUUAUAGAUGACUCCCGCUACACUGUGCUCCCGAACAUGAAAGCUCGCCGGGAAGUGUGGUCAAAUUGGACCCGCGAUCGUAUCCAGGAACUCAAGGAGCGCAAAGAAAAACAACAAAAGGAGGAUCCCCGUAUUAAAUAUUUGGCAUUCCUUCAAGAGUACGCCACACCAAAGCUAUACUGGCCCGAAUUCAAGCGCAAGUAUAGGAAGGAACCUGAAAUGAGAGAUUCCAAGCUGUCCGAUAAAGAUAGAGAGAAAUUCUACCGGGAUCUAGUGUCGCGACUGAAGCAGCCUGAGAGCACCCGCAAGUCCGAGUUGUCGGCUUUGCUAAAGUCUGUGCCAUUGCAUGAACUGAACCGCUCAUCGAGCCUGGAGGCUCUUCCAUCAUCCAUUAUCACAGAUCUGAAAUAUAUCUCGCUGGUACCGAAAGUGCGCGACCCGCUCAUCGAGACUUACAUAUCGACGUUGCCUCCGGCUCCAGAGCAAGAGCACAUGACUGCUGAGCAGCGGGAGGAGCUAGAAAAGAAGAGGCUAGAGCGCGAAAAGCGCGAGAGAGCUUUGGCCGAACGCGAGAAAAAGGUACAAGAGGAGAAGCGAAGGCAGAGAGGCGAUGUUGUGCGCGGCAAACACCUCCUAAAAGAGGGGGAGGCAGAAGUUGAAGAGGCUAUGAGGUUUGGCAAGGCAGGGCUCCGAGGCUAUAUGGACACUGAUAGUGAUGUCGCUAAGGAGGAGGAAAGAGCGGAGGAUAAAUAA
Messenger RNA from Aspergillus tanneri, 1440 nucleotides. Its product is annotated as FF domain protein. The transcript is spliced from 2 exons. The record is from RefSeq and is a predicted model, not a curated record. Lineage: Eukaryota; Fungi; Ascomycota; Eurotiomycetes; Eurotiales; Aspergillaceae. Gene Ontology annotation, cellular component: nucleus. Gene Ontology annotation, molecular function: RNA polymerase binding; transcription coregulator activity. The coding region runs from base 1 to 1440 and encodes 479 amino acids.